Messenger RNA from Gigantopelta aegis, 3084 nucleotides. RefSeq names its product mucin-5AC-like. Bases 1 to 3084 code for a protein of 1027 amino acids. The record is from RefSeq and is a predicted model, not a curated record. Gene Ontology annotation, cellular component: extracellular region. Lineage: Eukaryota; Metazoa; Mollusca; Gastropoda; Neomphalida; Peltospiridae. Gene Ontology annotation, molecular function: chitin binding. The transcript has 4 exons.
AUGAAUAGAUUUCUGCAUCAAACGGUAGCGUUCACCUGCCCGAAUAUCUUAAGCCAGGCCUGGAUCGCUCACCCUACUGACUGCCAGAAAUACUACCACUGCCUCACUGACGGCCGAGUCUUCCUGAAAUCCUGCCCUUCAGGUCUUGUCUUCGAGCCCAACAAUAAAAUUUGCAUCUGGGACUCCACUUCGACAUCCUGCAUCGAGAACCAACGUCAGGCUGCUUUGGACAACGCCAUUUCGUCCCAGAUUCCAAUCAUGGCGAAGAAAGCUGCUAUAGAGGACACCAAACGUCCAAGGCCAACUACAAGGAAAGCGACAACUACAACUACCACUACAACGACGACCACAACCACUACGACCACGAUGAGGCCGACAACGACGAUGAAGAAGAGGAUUUUGACGACAGUGAGGGCCUUGCUAUUGAACACCAACUCUAAAAGUACCCCAGUUGUGACAAUGCGACAAAAUGGCAGCUCUGUGACGUCACAGGAAGCACAAGAACGCAAUGACUCUUUCUCCACCGAAACCGUAACCACGGAACAAGGUUUGUCCACGCAGAUGGGAAGUGACGAAAUGUCCAGCGAAAGCAAUGAUGCAACUACGAAUGAGCCAGAAGCGAAACCAUCCACCGAUCUUCUCCAAGACUCUCUGGCCCAGAUACGAGACUCCAGCCUGACACUGUCUAUCAAGGAUAAACCGACACCUAUAGAACUGAUGGCCCCCAGUCUAGCCGCAGGGACACACAGCGUGUACAGACGACAGAUUUCCUCAUCCGAGAAUUCCAUUGAAGACAACAACAGCAACAAGCCACCAUCGAUCCCCAAGGUGGCGUGUUCAUCAGCGUUUGCCUACGUCGUCGACCCCACCAACUGCGACACCUUCUACCACUGCAACAACUGGAGGCCCUUUGAGAAGAGAUGCCCACCUGGUCUGUAUUUCGAUUCUGACAACCUCGUCUGCAACUGGCCUCACAACGUCAACUGCGUGGAAGGGUAUCGCGCUAAGACCUACUUCGCCUUCUCUUACCGUCGGAGACACCGCCCCCAGUCGCAGAAUUUCGUCAUCAAACCCCGAGAACCAAAAACCAUGGCACCCAAGGUGGAUCUGGAGACACAGCCCCCUGUGGAGGAAUUUACCAGCACCACGAUGAUGCCAGAGGUGGAGACAACUCUCGUAGAAGAAACAACAACUCAGGUUGAAGAUACAACAACCGCUACAGGAAGAAUACCUUUCCUUGAGACAGUCGAAAGUGACGUGACGAAGAUGAAGCCAUAUCAGGAGAAUGACAAGACUGAGUCAGUUUUACCAUCUGAGAUAAGCGAGACUUACAAAACGACCCCAGCCAUGGACGAUUUCACCGAGACGCAGAAGGUCCAUUACCGCCAGACGUCCGAGAGACCAACUGAAUCUGUUACCUCUGGUUUGAUUCGAAGCAUCUGGGACGCCAUGACCGGAGGUACGUCAUCACUAAAGACAUCGGCGCCAGACAAUAAAAGUGAUAAUGGUGCUGAUGAUGAUCAACCCGGAUAUCAUUUCACGGCUAACAUUGGCAACAACAACACCGACGUCAACGUCACGGCAAAUGGUCACGACUUCACCGUAUCGCCCAUCCACGACGAUUCGACGAAGUAUUUCGAAUACGAAAGCACACUGAUGAAGAAGAGUGGGUCCACGCCAGUCCGCAAUGAUGCUCCGAUUCCUCAUUCUUACUUCAUUGGCGACAGAUACGCCGAAGACCAGCGAUCAGUCUACGCCAGAGACUACCCCAAUGUUGAGGAUGUAGAAAUUGAGAAGUUCAUGCUGAAGAUUCUUAAUGAUGCCAUCAAGGAGAAACACGUCGAGUCCAGGGAUGUUUCAGAUGCUGAGGAAAACUUGGUGGACGGAAACCUCAAGGAAACCGUUGAUAUCAAGAAAGGGGAGCAGACUCUGGACGAGGCAGACGGAGACAGCUGGCUCCUGAUGAAGGACACGAAGCAAGACUUCAAGGCUACGGGUAAGCUGGUGAAGCCCGGCGAGGAUGAUUAUGAAUCAUCUGGAGAUGCUGAGAAUUUCUAUAGCGAGAAUAGCGAGAGGACACUCACAGGCAUUAUCAUGAAGGACGAGGCAGUGCAUACGAAAAACAACAAGGACACUACACUGAAGAAGGCAGAUUCUGACAAUGUGAUUGCCGUAGAUAGUGCUGACGAUAAAGAGUAUUUGAAGGCAGAAGAUAUUGUCAAUGUAACCAGUCAAGCAAUAGUCACAUCAACUCCAAAUUUAGUAACCGAAGAUGACAACAUCACAAUAGCAAUUGAAAGCAAUAUGACAACAUUGGAUAUGAAUUUAGUGACCACAGUUGUUACUGCUGAAAUAACCAAUUCAACAAUGGAACCAGAAGUUACAACCACCACUCUUCAACCAGCAGUCAGUAACAAAACAGACAAUUCAUUGACAAACUCUACAGAAGUAGACAGUUUGUCAACCAACUCAACUGAAUUAGACAAUUCAUCAACCAACUCAACAGAAUUAGACAAUCCAUCAACCAACUCUACAAAAUUAGAUAAUUCAUCAACCAACUCUACAGAAUUAGACAAUUCAUCGAUUACCUCUACAGAGAUAGAUGAUUCGUCAAGCAGUUCUACAGAAUUAAAGGAUUCCUCAACCAACUCUACAGAAUUAGAUGUACCUACAAAAUAUGUUGCUAAUGAUGAAGGAAUAUCUAAUGGAGAUGUGGUGGAUGAAAACGUCACCAAUGUCACAGACAAUCAAGACGCUGCUUCAACAAAUUCUUCCAGUUCUUCUGAAACUGAUCAAGUAGAUGCAUCUAAUGAUACCAGCAGUACAGAUAGUGUUGAUGCUUCCGAGACUGUGACAGAAACAAGUGUUGAAACAACAGACGAAACGCCAAAGAAUGAAACACAAACAUUGAAAAAUGAAACAGAAAUACAAACUAAUGAAAAGGAAACACCAAAAAAUGAAACAGAAACAGCAAAAAAUGAAACGGAAAUACAAAAGAAGGAAAUGGAAGCACAGAAGAAUGAAACGGAAGUCUUUCAAGACGAAAGUGUAGCUACAGUAAACGCCACCACUUGUCAAGAGUGA